GUGGCGAUGCGGGGCGGUGGGUCUGCGCUGCGGGCGGCGCUGCGGGCAGCGGCCGGGGGCGGCCGGGCCGGGUCCUCACAGUCUCCCGGGCUGACAGUGGAGGAGAGGAACCGAGUUUUACUGGAUCUCAAAGCUGCGGGCUGGGCUGAGUUACGCGAAAGAGAUGCCAUCUACAAAGAGUUCAAUUUUAAAAAUUUUAAUCAGGCUUUCGGAUUUAUGACGCGUGUUGCUCUACAAGCAGAGAAGAUGAAUCACCACCCAGAAUGGUUUAAUGUCUACAGCAAGGUUCAAAUAACUCUGAUUUCCCAUGACUGCGGUGGACUGUCCAAGAGAGAUGUGAAGCUGGCUCAGUUUAUUGACAAAGCUGCUGCCUCGGUGUAACCAAGAUGAGAAAGGCUUUUAUACAGUGUCCACUAAUAUUUUGUAUUUAAAUGGUAUCCCCGUUCCUUGUAACUCUUGAUUUCACAAAACCCCUGAGACAAAACAUUUUGUAAAAGGAGUGACUUAGCUUUGUUGGUCUUUGAGACCUCAGACUGAAACCCCUCUGCAUGUCUGUGCUUGUCCUUUGCCAUUGCUGGCUCUGCCUGAGGAUAUAGCAGAUAAACCACCAACAGAUAAGUUUGAACAAUCCUACUCCAGAAAGUAAAACCAACUGGAAUGAAAGCAGGAGCCCACCCACACGCGUUGGUGUUCCUCGAGCCCCCAGAAGCUGAGCCCGGUGGCAGCUACUGUGCAAGCGUGCUCUGUGCCCAGCCACUUCCCUCCUAUAGUUCUGUACAUCCCUGCAUUUCAGACAACGUAAAACCAUCCAGGCCAGGUCAGUCCCCUCUGGUUUGGUACCUCAGUCUCUGCCGGUGACCAGUGGCAAGUGCAAGGGACACUGGUGAGAGCAACACAAGCAGCUUAUGAUGCUUCCUUGAAGUUGCAGCUCAACCAGCAGUUACAGCUUUGCGUUUUGGUGUUUAUUUUGUGCUUAUCUGAUAGCUCCUCAAACCCAUCUGCCCUUCUGGUAUCCACAACCUAGCAGCUAUAUCCACCAGAAGUCUUGCUAUGUGCUUGAGAACCAACUGAGACGCAGGGCCGCAUCCUGCAGUUGCUGAAAACUUUAGCUCUGGUCCAGCAAAUAUAAAAAAAAAUCCCAGUGAGCUUCUGGCACUCACAUCAUUAAAUGAAACCUGUGCUUAAGUGCUUGGCUGGGCUGUGUUAGUGCUCAGCACCUUGCAGGAUCACGCCGUUGUUUGUGUUGUAACGCUCCUCUGCCUUCCAGAUCGGGGAAGGGGUAGCUUGGCUGAGCGCCCGGAGCCACUGGCCGGAGCUGCCGGCGGUGAAAGAAGCGGCAUUAGCAGGAUUCUUGCUAAGCUGGGCUCGGCUGAAGCUAUGCUCACCCUUUUCUUUCUUCGUAGCCACAAUUACUCAUCGCAAAUGUUGCUCCAAGAGCUGCACAUCCCACUGAUGAGGCUUAAAAUAAUUUCUUUCAUGGUUUAAAAGUCUUUGGGUUUAUCCUAUGAUCCUCACUGCUGCCGGCAGGGAGAUUUCAGCCUGUGUCAGGCUUACAGAAGGGCCGCUCGCUCUGCUGUGCCGCUGCGAUGUCCCUGCGAGGAGCUCUGGGUGCGGAGCUCCCGGGAGACUGACACCUCCGAAAUGCCUGAGUGCAUCGCUCGAAUGACACUGGCGGCGCAGCUACUGAGAAGUGAGAUACUGAAGUGAGCACCAAAAUCUAUAUCGGGUGUGUAUGCGAGAUGUGUGGUCGCUCAGAUAUUUGGGAUGCAAAAUGCCACCAGCUGCCACGCAAGGAUUCGCGUGGAUAAAGUGGAAAGGUAUUUUGGGUUAAUCCUUAGCAAGUGCGCUGCCACAUGCUAAUUGGUCGCAGGCAGUGUGAUGUUGGGGUUUAUUGUUUGUAACCAUCCUUGGGAGAGCAAGUUAAUACCUACAAACACCCAAAUUCAAGCUACGUGCUCAAAUGUUCUUUUCUUACAAGUGCCUUUCCCCAGCGAAGCGGCACAUUUCCCUGAUAUGGUUUGAAAAUGGUCACUGGUGUGAGGAAUGAGUAAAACUGAAACAAACGAGCAGGCUGUGAUGUCUCCGGUUACUGGUGGGGAAGUGAAACGAGCUUCACCCAAAGUUUUGACAACAUCUCUGAUGAACUGUGAAAACUCUGUUGUUCGAAGUUGAUAUAUGAGGCAUGCGCUGUGAAUCAAACCAAUAAAAUCAAAUUCCUCCUUUGUAA
This is a messenger RNA of Cuculus canorus (common cuckoo), 2227 nucleotides long. It is a transcript of the gene PCBD2, whose product is annotated as pterin-4 alpha-carbinolamine dehydratase 2. The coding region runs from base 7 to 381 and encodes 124 amino acids. The transcript has 4 exons. Gene Ontology annotation, biological process: tetrahydrobiopterin biosynthetic process. Gene Ontology annotation, molecular function: 4-alpha-hydroxytetrahydrobiopterin dehydratase activity. Lineage: Eukaryota; Metazoa; Chordata; Aves; Cuculiformes; Cuculidae. The record is from RefSeq and is a predicted model, not a curated record.